CUUGCAUCGGGGACACGCCCGGGAGACGCGGCUGCGGGAACCACGCGCUGGAACCGGCAGCCACUGCGUGACAUCUGCAUGUCCCCGCCUCUUGUGGUGACGCCCUCCGCGGCGACCAGCCUUCCGCCGGUGUCGCCCACCCGGGAGGAGGUGACGACGCGGCGGCAGGCAGCAGAGUGACUCUGUUGUCCCGGGUCUGAAUCGCUGCCGCCUCCGCGGCCGCACCCGGGUAAUCCUCCGUCUGUUUCCAUUUCCCAGAAUGUACGGCGCGGAUAAUACGCCCGCGAGCUCGCCGGCUGGCCGAGGUUUCUGUGAGGGCUGAACGCGUGCCCAGCAGCCCAGAUCCUCCGGCCCGAACUGCAGCCGCGCGCGGGGGAGGGCAGCCGGCUUCACACCGGCAUCUUCUGAUGCCAAGGGAACCGCAUCCGUCGCCUUUACGAAUUUACGACUUUACGAAGAAAGUCCUUUCUUCUUUACGAAUAGAGGACGCAUUGCGUCUUCCUUUCUGCAUCACUGGCUAAUGGCUCCGGGUUCCGUUUAGCAUCAACCGUAUUUACUGUCACAGGCGUCAUUUGCUUUUUGCUCUUUGUAUUUUUCUUGGGAAAACCUUUGUUUAAUGUGUUUGGAGGACAGUGGGGUUUGUUGCUGCUGUUGAGCGGCCUAUAAUCUCAGCUACUUGAUUUUGUUACUGGUUUGUUUCAGUGGGGGGUGGGGGGUGCGGGGUGGUACCUCAGGGCUUUUUGUAUGCGAAACAAACCCUGCAGCACCGAGGCGAGUGCCCAGUACUCAAGCUACUUAAGAGGCACAGCCGAGAAUGACAAUUCCAAACUAACCUGGGGUACUUGGUGAGAACGGGAAAAGUUAAGACACACAGAUACGUAGAAAGCAAAGAAACCACAACGGAGAUGCGACUGGGAAGUUCAAAACGCGAACAUAAAGCAACCUGUCUACCUGUAGAAGGUUCGCCCCUGCCAGAGCGUGAGUUAAGUCAAAAGCUUCCAAUUCUACACACACUUUUAUUUGGAAGUAACAAUCCCCUCCUCUGUCAUCACUCACACUUUAGCCUGCUCACCUGGCCAACCGGGAGUCCUACACUUGACGCCCACCCAAGCUGACCAACUUCUUUCUACCUGGCCCCUGCGGAAAAGUGGUCACAUAGGCCACACGCCAGCCAACUUCUUUCUGCCUGGCUCCUGGGAAAAAGUGGUCACAUAAGCCACACGCCAACCAAACUUAAAAGGAGAAGAAAAGCCACCAAGCUGGAAAGCCUGCCUUUAACACCAAGUCACCAGGGGAAAGCGCGAACGCAGUCCCCCACUGCCACAAAUUAUGCAGUCGAGUUUCCCCGCAUUUGGGGAAAUCGCAGGGGUCAGCACACCCGGAGUGCAAUGGGUGAGCCUCAACCUGGGAAAACCACCUUCAUGAUCAUGGUACCUCCCCUGCCAGCCAAAACACAGCAAGAGGGCCCGCGGCUCACCACCUACUGGCGUGCUUCACCUGCUACACACCCCGAUCCUUGCCAGGGAACGCGCUUCCACAACGCACCGAGACCGUUCAUCUGCAUAACGCCGCCCGCUCCCCCGCCUUGCACCGCCCGCGCGCCGGCCGCCCUCCGCGCCAGCCGGGCUUCCCACCCCGGGCUCCUCAGGCUCGCGCUCGCCCCAGCCGCACCUACCGGGCUGUUUUCCUCCCCCACACCCGUCCGGCUUCCAGUCCUGGGCGUGCGUGCCCCGAGACCUUCUCUCCAGAGACAAGAGACAGCCCCCCUCCGCAGAAAUGGCUGUGAGGAGUUUUCGGUCGCCAGGCGAUCUCCCCCCCCCCCACCCCGGCCUCCCGCCACGCCGACCGACCUUCCGCGGCCGCCCCGCACCAUCCCCGUUUGUUGCGAGGAGGAGGGCGGCCGGGCCGUGCAAGCUGGACAGCUGCCGAAGAGCGGGACCCGCGGAGGCGCGCGGGGAGAGGAGCUGCUUUCCACCUUCAGGAUCCCAUGCCCCUAAGCCAGACAGUUCCAGACCCCGAGAUCCGCUCUGCAAUUCACGUUUGCUUGACCAAACCUUAAUUAAGAAACUUUCCCUGGAUUUCUCCAUAUACUGCCUUCUGAAAUCCAAUUUGAACGAAAGAACCCUGUUAGCCAAAACAAACCACCGCCACCCCUUCCUCUCCCUGCCUAUCCCCGGUGGAAGGUCGCCCUCCUCCCCUUGUCGGGUGGGUUUAACUAGCUUCCCCACUCCCCACUCCAUCCCCUUAGUUACUCUUGGUAAUUUUACAUCUGCCGAACCACUUGUUCAAGAGGCUGCCGAUAAACUCCUGACUUACCCCCACUGUAUUUACCACUACAAACAAACUGUCUCCCCCAUUACCAGUGGUGUCUAAACCCAGCACUAUGGUCCUGAAUAAAGUCAAGCCUUAAUGUGCCUUAACAAA
This is a messenger RNA of Cavia porcellus (domestic guinea pig), 2424 nucleotides long. RefSeq lists its product as uncharacterized. NCBI's taxonomy places the organism in Eukaryota, Metazoa, Chordata, Mammalia, Rodentia, Caviidae. The record is from RefSeq and is a predicted model, not a curated record. The transcript has 2 exons. Bases 1389 to 1997 code for a protein of 202 amino acids.